Hevea brasiliensis (rubber tree) is the source of this 2895-nucleotide messenger RNA. RefSeq names its product protein EMBRYO SAC DEVELOPMENT ARREST 30. The transcript is spliced from 11 exons. The coding region runs from base 382 to 2388 and encodes 668 amino acids. Gene Ontology annotation, cellular component: Golgi apparatus; chloroplast; cytoplasm. The record is from RefSeq and is a predicted model, not a curated record. NCBI's taxonomy places the organism in Eukaryota, Viridiplantae, Streptophyta, Magnoliopsida, Malpighiales, Euphorbiaceae.
UUUCUUUUCAGCUUUCUAAUCCUGUCUUCUAAAUUCCCUUUCCAAAUCUACAUUUGAUUUUCUUUCCCAUUCAAACACAACACUCACUUUUUCCCUCAAGAAAUCAAUUCCUCCUCCUUCAGAUUUCAAAUCCUCGGAAUCUCGUCUCCGACAGAACCAAAGAAAUGAAAAAAAACGGAGUUUCGUAUCUCACUCUGCCAAAUCUGUUAUGCUUCUGUAAUAAUAAUAAUAAUAGUUAUGAUAAUAAAUUCGUAUGCUUUGAGCUAAUUGCUUGCGUUGAGAUCCGUUGACAGUGAAGCUUACAGCCUUAGCUUUUGCAGGAUUUAUUAUUGGGAUUUUUGAGCUUUUUGCAGAAUCCAAAAAAAAAAAAAAUUGGUAUGAAUGAAGAUGGUAUUCAAAUCGAAGAUAAAAUGGAUAGCUUUGUUAGUACUGAUACUAUCGACGGGAUCUCUAGUCAUUCAUCUCUCUAUAACCAAGUUUUCGACUUCCAGUUUGGUGUUUUAUGCUCCAAAGAAGGAUUCUGAUCUCGAUUUUCCUCAUUUAUCAGAGAAGCAGAGUGUUAGAUAUUUUAGAAAUAAGAAGUUAUGGGGAACGGUGAAGUCCUUAGAGUCGUUGCAACCUUAUGCCAACCCAAGGAGCAGCUACCCAGUUCCACAUGAAAAGAACAACGGUUAUAUUUAUGCGAAAAUAUUUGGUGGAUUUGAGAAGAUAAGAUCUUCGAUCUGUGAUCUUGUCACCAUAUCCAGGCUUCUAAAUGCGACUCUUGUCAUUCCAGAGAUUCAAGAAAGUCUUCGGUCAAAAGGCAUUAGUAACAAAUUCAAGAGUUUUUCCUAUCUCUAUGAUGAGGACCAGUUUAUUGCAUCACUUAAAAAGGAUGUAAUCAUUGUGAAGAGCCUGCCUGAGAAUUUGAAGGCAGCUAGGAAAAGGAAUGAGUUCCCAACAUUUAAGCCCAAAAGUACCGCUUCUCCAAAUUUUUAUAUGAAAGAAAUUCUGCCUAAGUUGAAGAAAGCCAAGGUUAUUGGUCUGGUGCUUGCUGAUGGAGGAUGCCUGCAGUCAGAUCUUCCACCUAGCAUGUAUGAGUUUCAGAGGCUUCGAUGCAGAGUUGCUUUUCAUGCUCUCCAGUUUCGGGAGGAAAUUCAGGUCCUUGGUCACCAGAUGGUUGAGAGGUUAAGAGCGUGGGGUCAACCUUUCCUUGCAUUUCAUCCUGGUUUGAUGAGGGACACAUUGGCAUAUCAUGGUUGUGCAGAACUUUUUCAGGAUAUUCACACUGAACUUGUACAAUAUCGACGGGCACAGAUGAUCAAGCGAGGGAUUCUUAAUGAAGAACUUAAUGUAGAUUCACAUUUACAUAGGGAAAAUGGGUCUUGCCCUCUCAUGCCGGAAGAGGUUGGACUUCUCCUCCGAGCAAUUGGAUAUCCUCCCAAAACUACAAUAUAUGUGGCAGGUUCUGAAACUUUUGGUGGUCAACGUGUUCUGAUCCCUCUUCGUACCUUGUUUGCUAAUGUGGUAGAUCGCACUUCAGUGUGCCGCAAACAAGAUUUGUUUGACUUGGUAGGUCCUGAGACACUUCUUCCUGUAGAUUCCUUUCAACUACCUCCUCCCAAAAGUGAGAAACAACUUAAAGAAGAGUGGAAGAGGGCAGGUCCUCGUCCUCGGCCUCUUCCUCCACCUCCAGAGAGGCCCAUUUAUCGAUAUGAGAAAGAAGGCUGGUAUGGUUGGAUCACUGAGACUGAAUCUGAAGCAGACCCUUCACCAAUGGAUUUUAGGAGGCAAGCACACAGGUUACUCUGGGAUGCGCUUGAUUACAUUGUCUCUGUGGAAGCAGAUGCAUUCUUUCCUGGUUUUAAUAAUGAUGGAAGUGGGUGGCCAGAUUUCUCAAGCUUGGUCAUGGGCCAGCGGCUAUAUGAAAGUGCUGCUUCUAGAACAUAUCGACCAGACAGGAAAGUCCUUGCAAAAUUUUUCAAUAUUACCCGUGACAAUAUGUAUUAUCCCAAGCAUAAUUGGACCCACUCAGUGAGGGAACAUCUCAACAAAAGCUUGGGUGAAGAUGGGCUAAUCAGGCAAUCCCUUUUGUCGAAACCAUCCUCAUUUCUAUCACAUCCUCUCCCUGAAUGCUCUUGUAGAAUUUCAUCUGCUCGGUUUCAAACUCCGGUAGAAGGUAUUGAUGGCCGAUAUCUAUAUGGAGGUGAGGAUGAAUGCCCCGAAUGGAUGCAGCAUGGACAGGAAGCUGUUCCCUCAGAGUCAAUGGAAACAGAAAGGGAUAAAAAUGAUGAUAAUGAAUCUGAAUAUGAGAAUGAUGUUGUUCAACAAGAAUCUGAUGAUAGUGGUGGUAAGAGUAGUCUGAUUCUUUCUAUGGAUCGGGAUGAUGAAUGGGACCCUAAUGACUAGUACUAGAUUUGCAGAUGAUAUAUUCUGAAGUUGGUAUUUGUUUUUUGGUAAUAUCUUCUGGAAUCAGAAAUUUUGGAGACGAGUAACAUUCCGAUAUCAUUUUUGUAUCACAGCUCCAACUCAAGUCUUUUUAAGGGAAAUAAAUUCAUGUUUAUUCUUUCCAGUGGAUUUGAGGACUCGUUCAGUUAUUGAAAAAACACAAACAUAUAUAUACUGUCACACAACAGACUUUUUGAAUGCUGCAAUAGCAAGAAUGAUUGAUGCGGUUUGGACUAGCUGAUUGCAGCCUGUAUUUGAAAAAGAUCUUUACAUCAUGGAAGGUGUUCCAUCAUUGGGAGGUUGAGUGGUUGGAUGUUGUAUCAUGCAGCUUGCAGUCAGUUCAACUUGAUCUUUUGAGCAGUGAUUUGUUCUGUUUCUUGGAAACCCGCAUUUCUUGCCAUGAGUGUAAAGUUGUUCCAAAAGAAAAUCAAUUAAUAAAAUAGAUUUUUAUUAUUAUAAUUACAAUAA